This is a messenger RNA of Arabidopsis lyrata subsp. lyrata, 794 nucleotides long. Its product is annotated as transcription factor bHLH96. NCBI's taxonomy places the organism in Eukaryota, Viridiplantae, Streptophyta, Magnoliopsida, Brassicales, Brassicaceae. The record is from RefSeq and is a predicted model, not a curated record. Gene Ontology annotation, molecular function: RNA polymerase II cis-regulatory region sequence-specific DNA binding; DNA-binding transcription factor activity, RNA polymerase II-specific. Bases 110 to 670 code for a protein of 186 amino acids. Gene Ontology annotation, biological process: regulation of transcription by RNA polymerase II. The transcript has 2 exons.
AUAAAGUCUUGACAAUCAUUGCACCCAAAAGGGACUAUACAUAUUAUAGAUGUAAGAUGAGAUGGUGACAUAAUAUAUUUAAAAAAAAAUUAAGGUACGAAAUAUAGAAAUGUUUGAUUGUUUUUGCAAUUUCUAUGGGCUAACUAAACUAACCUAUGGUCGGUGGUGUUUAAAGGGAGAUCAAGCGUCGAUAGUAGGCGGAGCCAUUAACUACUUAAAAGAGCUUGAGCAUCAUUUACAAUCAAUGGAGCCUCCGGUCAAGACCACCGUAGAAGACGCCGGAGCCGGCUGCGACCAGAUCAACACAACCGCAGCUAGCUCAUCGGGGCCAUUCUCGGAUUUCUUUGCAUUUCCUCAGUACUCGAACCGGCCUACGUCUGCCGCGGUGGCUGAGGGGAUGGCGGAGAUAGAGGUGACGAUGGUGGAGAGCCAUGCGAGUCUGAAGAUACUUGCGAAAAAGCGACCGAGACAGCUUCUUAAACUGGUCUCAUCGAUACAGAGCCUAAGGCUCACUCUUCUCCAUCUCAACGUCACCACUCGAGACGACUCCGUCCUCUAUUCCAUCAGCGUCAAGGUUGAAGAAGGGAGCCAAUUGAAUACAGUGGAAGAUAUUGCAGCAGCUGUGAAUCAAAUCCUGAGGAGGAUCGAAGAAGAAUCAUCCUUUAGCUAAUAUUGUUGAAUAUUAGUUAUGACACCACACACUUAGAGGAACUCUAAUUUUUCAUGUGUGACCUUUUAGUACUCUCUCUUUUUCUAUAUUAAACUAAAUAAAAUUAAAUAUUAAAAUUUUAAUA